Molecule: messenger RNA, 1705 nt
Organism: Cynara cardunculus var. scolymus (artichoke)
Lineage: Eukaryota; Viridiplantae; Streptophyta; Magnoliopsida; Asterales; Asteraceae
Product: ethylene-responsive transcription factor CRF1-like
Exons: 1
Coding region: 416-1438 (340 amino acids)
Biological process (GO): regulation of DNA-templated transcription
Molecular function (GO): DNA binding; DNA-binding transcription factor activity
Source: RefSeq, a predicted model, not a curated record
CCGGAUUUCUUCGAUUUUCUCCGCCGUGAUUUCCUCCUAAAGUCGCCGGAAAUUGCAGUCAUUGAGCCCACCACCACCACCACACCACACCACACCACUGACUCACUGAACCAACCAGAUCCUCUGUAUUUUUCCUUGAUUCUUCCCCCACCGCCCCUUUUUCAUUUCUCCAGUGAAAACGACUUCAGCUUCUUCUGUGUCACCGUUGAUUGCUUUUUAAUCUCUGCUUUUUUCUGCAGCUUUUUUCUCUUCCUUUGAGAUUUUGUCUAUGGCGCUUUAAUCUCUACUGCACGAGUAUUCUUCACGCUUUAUCGCCUCCUUGAAGAACCCUCUCUUUAUUCUUCUAUAAAGGAAUCUCCUCUUUUCGCACGCUCUUCGCCUUUUCGAUGCGAAUCUGAGAUACAAAUCGGUUUUAAUGGAGUUACUGUUCAUGGAAAAUCAACAAAUGAUGGCUCCAGUGAAGCAAAGUGUUCACAAAACAAGCGUUACCAUGGUUAGUAAUUUGUUGUGUCCGAAACGGAAGUUGCCGGACGGAAGUAGCUCCGCCGUGAGUCCUAGAGUUGUGAGGAUAUCGGUAACCGACGCUUAUGCAACUGAUUCUUCAGGUGAUGAAGAAUCAGGAUUGUUCAACAGGCGAAGAGUGAGGAAGUUUGUUAAUGAGGUUAGAAUUGAAGCUCGAUCGAAGGAUGAUAGUACUGUUAAUGAAAACCGAAAUCGGAAGGAGGAUAAAAUGGUGGUGAACCGGAGGAAGAAGGUUGCCGGAAAAGGUUACGCCACGGCGGAGAAACGAUUGAAGGUUGAUUCAGGUAAGAAGUUUCGCGGCGUAAGGCAACGGCCAUGGGGGAAAUGGGCGGCGGAGAUUCGAGAUCCGAUGCGCCGUGUACGGCUGUGGCUUGGCACAUUUGAUACCGCUGAAGAAGCUGCAAUGGUGUAUGACCACGCCGCCAUCCAGCUCCGUGGUCCUGAUGCGCUCACUAACUUCACCAUUCCACCACCUGCAACACUUCAGUUACCGGAGAAGAAACCUUCUUCCGUCUCCUCCGGCUACAACUCCGGCAACGAUUCUCAAAACAACAACAAAACGACGUCGCCUAAAUCCGUCCUCAGUUUUCCCUCAGCUUCAACGGAGAAAUCCGCCGCUGAGUCAAUUCACUCCAGUCCUUACAACGACGGAGCAAACGAAGCUUCAGAGAUCGCCGUGCCGGAGACCUUUACAGAUUUCCGGCCGUUCGACGACGAUUUCUCCACCUCCGAUUCUUUCGACUUCCCAAAACUCGACCCGUUUAUUUUCGACCCUAUAAUGUUUCAAGAAUCCGACCCGCUGGAUAUGUUUUUCGGGUCAGGUAAGGAUUUCAGUAUCGGUUCUUCUUGGCCCAUGGAUGAUUACCUCCCUGAUUAUGGUGAUAUAUUCGGGUCGGAUCCUCUUGUAGCGCUAUAAGAAUGGGUUUGAAUCGGGUGAGUUAAUUUUGUAGUUUAUUUAGGAUAAAUAUAUAUUAUUUAUUAUGGAUGUAAAAAUAACUAGUUGACCUCCGUUACGUUUAACGGUAACGGACGAGUGUGAGAGUGGUUUAUUUUUUUUGUGAGAUGGUUUUGGGAUAGGUAACGGCGUUAGAUUGUUAUCUAAAUGUAAAACACGUGGUAAAGCACGUGAGUGGGUAAAUGCUACUACAAUUAAGAAUUAGGUGAAGGAAUGAAUGCAGCUAGU